Messenger RNA from Cricetulus griseus (Chinese hamster), 802 nucleotides. NCBI's taxonomy places the organism in Eukaryota, Metazoa, Chordata, Mammalia, Rodentia, Cricetidae. The record is from RefSeq and is a predicted model, not a curated record.
AUGGUUGAGCCUGGUCUCAACCCUCAUCCCUCCGCCAGAGGCGGAGGAAGAUCUGAAAGGCUCACAUCCUCGCUUAUGUGGCUGUUGCUUUGGGCUGGGACCACCUUCCAGGUGACCCUGGGAACCGGACCCGAGCUUCACGCCUGCAAAGAGUCAGAGUACCACUACGAGUACACGGCGUGUGAUAGCACGGGUUCCAGGUGGAGGGUCGCCGUGCCGCACACCCCGGGCCUAUGCACCAGCCUCCCGGAUCCCGUCAAGGGCACCGAGUGCUCUUUCUCUUGCAAUGCCGGAGAGUUUUUGGAUAUGAAGGACCAGUCCUGCAAGCCCUGUGCAGAGGGCCGCUACUCGCUUGGCACUGGCAUCCGGUUUGAUGAGUGGGAUGAGCUGCCUCAUGGCUUUGCCAGCCUCUCAGCCAACUUGGAAGUCGAUGACAGCAUCUCUGAGUCCACGGAGAAUUGCACUUCGUCCAAGUGGGUUCCCCGGGGAGACUACAUCGCUUCCAACACGGAUGAAUGCACAGCCACUCUGAUGUAUGCCGUCAACCUAAAGCAGUCUGGCACAGUUAACUUUGAGUACUACUACCCGGACUCAAGCAUCAUCUUUGAGUUUUUUGUCCAGAAUGACCAGUGCCAGCCCAAUGCUGAUGACUCCAGGUGGAUGAAAACUACAGAGAAAGGAUGGGAAUUCCACAGUGUUGAGCUAAAUAGAGGCAAUAAUGUCCUCUAUUGGAGAACCACAGCUUUCUCAGUGUGGUCCAAAGUGUCCAAGCCUGUGCUUGUGAGAAACAUUGCCAUAACAG